UUUUAUAAAUUGACAUCUGUAUUCUGUCAUGGGGAUAGUAGUCUGCACUCUGCACCGCCACCAACUAAAUCUGUGACUCUGCAACUGCAGUGUACUGUGCAAUAAGCAAUUGAUAAUCAUAUAACCUUGUAUUAUAAUAAAAAGGCGGUAACUAUUUAUACAAAUGGCAGAUGAAGAAAUUAAUGGAGAUACCGAUGAUAUCCAGCAUGACAAAGAUAAAAACCAAAAGAAAACUGCAAAACACGAUAGCGGAGUAGCAGAUCUAGAAAAAGUUACAGACUAUGCAGAAGAAAAAGAAAUAUCAUCUCAAGAUAUAUCGGGUGCCCUUUCAUUGAUUGGUGAUAGAAGAAAUAAAGAAGCCGCAGAAAGAUUGGAAAAAGAAAAAGAGCUGCAAAAAGUUUCAGUUAAAAAAGAAGAUAUUGCACUAAUUGUAAAUGAAAUGGAAAUCUCAAAGUUUUUAGCAGAGAGAACACUAAGGGAACACAGAGGUGAUGUUGUUGCUGCAUUAACAACACUUACAAAUUAAAUUUAAAAUAGACUUAUCUACACAUACAUUUUUGUUUUAUUCAGUUUUGUUUUAAUAAAAUAUUUUUUGUGAUAUA
Molecule: messenger RNA, 602 nt
Organism: Pieris napi
Lineage: Eukaryota; Metazoa; Arthropoda; Insecta; Lepidoptera; Pieridae
Product: huntingtin-interacting protein K
Exons: 4
Coding region: 164-526 (120 amino acids)
Biological process (GO): protein stabilization; negative regulation of apoptotic process
Source: RefSeq, a predicted model, not a curated record